Molecule: messenger RNA, 654 nt
Organism: Eucalyptus grandis
Lineage: Eukaryota; Viridiplantae; Streptophyta; Magnoliopsida; Myrtales; Myrtaceae
Product: cysteine-rich receptor-like protein kinase 25
Exons: 2
Coding region: 1-654 (217 amino acids)
Source: RefSeq, a predicted model, not a curated record
AUGAGUUCUUGCUUCACCAUCUCCCUCUCUCUCCUCUUCUUCUUCAUAAAUUUUGUAGGUACUGAAUCAGCACCUACGUUUCUACGGCAUUACUGCCCAAAUGCCACACUCUUCACUCCCAACUCCAUCUACCAAUCCAACCUCAACACCCUCCUCUCUUCUCUCUCCUCUGCCGCCACCGACACCGCUGACGACUUUGCCAAUGCUGUCGUCGGCCAAAACCCUCCCGACCAGGUCUACGGGCUCUUCCUCUGCCGCGGUGACGUCGACUCCGCCACGUGCAGCAACUGCGUGGCCACUGGAAAACAGGAUAUCCUCCAAAGAUGCCCCAACCGGCGAGUCUCCGUGAUCUGUCAUGGAACAAAUGCCUUCUAUCACGAUGUACCACACCAGGAAAAUCACCAAUCCAACCCAGUUCAUGCAAGUCCUGAGAGAGACCGUGGACGACAUCACUGCGAGGGCUUCAGUCGGCAAGUCGGGAAGAAACUUGCCGUUGCGGAGGCAAGCUUUACGAGUUUGCAGAAGCUGUACACGCUCGCACAGUGCACACCGGACUUGACGGUGUUGGAGUGCAACACGUGCCUCCGGGCAACAAUCGCGGGUCUUCCACGGGGAAGCAAGGUGGGAGGUUGUUCACUCCGAGCUGCAGCAUGA